Sorex araneus (European shrew) is the source of this 1254-nucleotide messenger RNA. RefSeq names its product lactamase beta like 1 (gene LACTBL1). NCBI's taxonomy places the organism in Eukaryota, Metazoa, Chordata, Mammalia, Eulipotyphla, Soricidae. The record is from RefSeq and is a predicted model, not a curated record.
AUGGAGCUGAGUCUUCAGGUUGCUGGAUGCUACCGCCAGGUGGGCAGGAGGCUGCGCCAGGCGCCAUCUGCCCCAGUUGCCAUGUUUGUGGCUGUCAUCCACAAUGACACCAUGCUCUGGACAGGGGACUUUGGGAGGAAGAAUGCCUCAGACCCUGUUUCUGGACCCGCUGACGAGCAAACCAAGUACGGGCAGACAGGUGACCUCAACCUCUUCCAUGUGUUCGUGUUGUACCGCCUGGGUGAGAAGGGCCUUGUCGUCUCUCUAGAUGACCCCUUGGAGUGGUAUGCGGGUGCCUUCACUAUUGACAACCCUCUGGGCCUGGCCUCGACCCCCCAGAAGGCUGCACUCUGCCUCAUGCUGUAGAAGGGCAGCUCUUAGGCAGCCCUGAGCCUGCUCUAGGGCGACGCACUGGUGACAGAUUCAGGCACCAAGUGCCAUUACAGCACGCUGGUCUUCUCAUUCCUGGCCCACGUCCUGGCCCACACCGUGCAGCGGGAUUACCUGGGCUGGGUCUCCGAGAACAUGCGGGAGUCACUGGUGAUGGCCCACACGGGCUUCCACCUCACUCCCUGGCGUGUGCGUGCUCGGCCCGCUGGUUUCUAUGGCAGUGGAAAGCCGGCGCCGCUCGAGGACCCGGGUUGGUACCGCCUGUCGGGCCAGAUGUGCUCCACCCUCGCCCAUCUGGCCAAGCUGGCCAUGGAGCUCCUGCGCAGCAGGCCCAGAAGGCUCCUGCAGCCCGAGGCGGCCCAAACGCUGAUGACGGGGCGCUGGACAGCGUGCAGGACCUUCUCCCUGGUGCCGGCGCUGCACCUGGGCCUCUUGUUGCUCCUGGAUGGGCAGAGGCCAGCGGGAGCGACCUGGAGGGCGCGCUGACUAUGACGUGCCCCGUCGGCCUUGGAGUGGGCCCUGCGGGAGGCGAAGAGCAGCCCUUCUUCUCCCGCCUCUGCACCUCUCCAAUCAGACGAAGGGCGCGCGGGGCCGGCGGGCGAGCUGCGGCAGCACCAGCUGGGGCGGGUGGGCGCGCUGGUGCCCGCCGCCUUCCGCAUCUUGGCGCUGCGCCACCUGCGCUGCCGCAUCUUCCAUCCAGUUGCACGUGGCCCGCGUGUUCCCGGGCGCGCCCUGCCGCUUCCUCGGGACGCGGCACGGGCAGCUGGUCAACGGGACGCUGGACUAGACCUGGAGCUACUUCCUCGUCCUAGUCCUAGUCCUCGUCCUCCCCUUUACCCGGAGUCUGGGAUUGGGAGGAGGUGA